Orbilia oligospora ATCC 24927 is the source of this 363-nucleotide messenger RNA. RefSeq lists its product as uncharacterized. Bases 1 to 363 code for a protein of 120 amino acids. NCBI's taxonomy places the organism in Eukaryota, Fungi, Ascomycota, Orbiliomycetes, Orbiliales, Orbiliaceae. The transcript has a single exon. The record is from RefSeq and is a predicted model, not a curated record.
AUGCAAAUCUACCCAAACCCCUUCGGAAACUCCGCCCAUUCCCUCAAGAUCAAGAAAACAACCACAAUGACAAUGACAACUUCUUCUACAAACUCGUCUACGAGUCAACUUCCCCCUUCUCUGCCCAGGCUCAGCAUUGAGUCUCUACAUCUUGAUUUGGAGCAGGCUGCUUCCCGUACCCGCGCAAACUCCAUGCGUGCCCCACGGACGGCCAUCUCGACUACAUCGGCAGAAGUACCGCCCGCUCUACCUCCACCGGCGUAUAUAACUCAUAAUUUAUACGAGAAGGGAAAUGGAGAGUACAUGCUCCCUCCGCAUGCACAGGUCCAUGAUGUUGAAAGUAUUUAUGAAGUUAGACAGUAA